Molecule: messenger RNA, 2142 nt
Organism: Ramularia collo-cygni
Lineage: Eukaryota; Fungi; Ascomycota; Dothideomycetes; Mycosphaerellales; Mycosphaerellaceae
Exons: 4
Coding region: 1-2142 (713 amino acids)
Source: RefSeq, a predicted model, not a curated record
AUGGGUGGUCUAUUACUCAAAGUCGUUUGGCGCAUGAUGCCCACCACAGCUCUGCUAUGUCUCGCUUCGUUGGUUGUUUACUUGGGCUUCCGAUUCAAGUGCCUUAUCGAGGCUCAGCAGAACAUCGCGAGGAACCCGCAAUCGCUGGGAAUGGCAUGGUUCUUCUUCAUCAUUGAGCUCUUGACGCUCCUCCCAAACACACUGCCGUACACUUUGAGAGCGCUGGCCCUUGACAUGCCGAGGCGCAAGAAGGAUGUUCUGGAUGGAGACGAUGUGCCAAGUGUGGAUAUCCUCAUCACUUGCUGCAAUGAGGAUCUGGACAUCAUUCUCGACACUGCUCGCGCCGCCUGCGUAUUGGACUACCCUGCUGACCGCUACCGCGUCUUCGUCUGCGAUGAUGGCGGCUCACCCACCGUCAAGGCUGCUAUCUUGGAGAUGAGGGAGACAUACCCGCACGUCUAUUACACCGCUCGCGUCAAAGGGCCGGUGAAGGACUACAAGGCCGGAAACCUGAACCACGGCCUGAAGUACUCUCGCAUGACUCCCCGCUUCCACCCACAGAGCUACAGUCCUGUAAUGGAUAAGCCAGAAGCCACUCUGCAGACCAAUGUGAAUCUUCGGGAGCAUUUUACGAUGGUCGACAUGGUGAACUCCUCCGAAGACAGCCUCCUCCCUCACAAGCCAAAGGCCACGUACGAAAUCCGCGAAAUGUCCAGCUGCUCAUCCUUGCAAAGCUCAGCCCAGAGCGAAGCCUACGCCUGCGUUGUCGACAAUGGCGCCGGAUCCACCAUCUCUGAGUACGUCGCCGGUCUUGACGCCGACAUGAUUCCCGAACCUCAAUGGCUACGAACCAUGUUGCCCCAUCUCAUCGACGAAGCAAAGAUGGCUCUCGUCUGCCCGCCUCAGACUUUCUACGACUUGCCAGUCAACGACCCGUUGACGCAGACCAUGUCUCACUUUGCUGGAAUUACAGAAGUCGUCAACGAUGCGCUCGGUCACGCAGAUUGCUUGGGCAGCGGCUACGUUGCACGUCGUGAGGCUCUCGAGAGCAUCAAUGGUUUCCCGGUCGAGUCACUUUCCGAGGACGUCUGCUGUUCCGCUACGAUGUUGGGUUCAGGCUGGAAGACCGGCUUUGUCCACGAGACUCUUCAGUACGGAUCCGUCCCCGAAUCCUUCUUCGCUCAUGUCAAGCAGCGUACUCGCUGGUUCGUUGGACACGUUCAGACUGCCUUUCUCUUCAACUUCCGUCUUUGGGGCCACCGCGGUAGACACCUCACCAUCCUGCAGAGACUUGCCGGUAUGGCGUUCGACCUGCGCCAGAUUGUGCAAAUUCCCAUCGCGCUCAGCUACAUUAGCAUCCCCUUUGCUCUUCUUUGUGGAUAUCCCAUGGUCAUCUGGACCAGCCAGGAACAGCUCGUGUGGCUCAUCCGCCUCGUGACGAUCUGGAUGCUCUGCCACUGGAGUCACCAGGGCACGAUGGGCUUGUUAGCAGGCAUCGGUAACGGGUGGUACGACCCGCGCGCUCCAUCUUACGACGCCGAACUCGAACAGUGGAUGGGACCUUACAUCCUCUCCGCUUUCUUCCGCUCGUUCAUUCUGCCGAGAAGAUUCGGUGSCCGGGCCACUGGUUUCACCGCCUCCGGUAGCAUCACCAGCAGUCUGCAAGAACGAAGCGCCGCCAAUCGUGCGCCGUUCGUCCGCCGCGCCUAUGUCACCCUCAUCCACCACCGAGUCAUCAUCCAUGUCCUGUUUGUCAUUACAUGCAUCAUUGGUGUGGGACUCUGCGUCGCGCGUGUCAUCACCAAAGGAGCAGUCAAAGGCGCCUACGAUGUGUUGAUUGUCUCCGACUUGGACCAAUUCGUCUACGUCGUCACCCGCAUUGGAUGGCCACCACUCCUCUGGCUCCAAAAUGUUAUCUCAGCCCUUGGCCCAAUCCUCUACUUGAUCAACCCUCCCACCACACCCGAGCGUGAGGAUCUUUUGGACAGAGACCCCAAGACUGGUGUCGCCCAUCCCAAGGAGGAGUACAGAGUGCAGCUCAGGAGAGACGGAUGGUCUGCCUGGCGCUACGUCCGCAACUGCCUCGCAGUAAUUUACACCCUGGUCUUGAUCGGUCUCAGCUCGUGGUUGGCUGGAAGCUGA